AUGGCGGGUCGAGGAAGGCCCAUGGCUGUCGUCGGGGGAAGGGGAACCCCGCCAGCCCCCGCGCCGCAUCUCAUCCGCCCGCCACUUCCCCCUGGGCCUGCGCUUAUCCCGGGCGGGCCUCCGGGACAGGUGAUUAUCCGCCAUCCCGCUCCGCCUCCCCCAACGAUGCUUCUCCCCGUGGGCGCGGGGAGCAUAGAGGCGAAACUGGCGGCGCAACACGGGGAGAUUCAGCAGCUUCUGACGGAGAAUCAACGGCUGGCGGCGACGCACGUGGCGCUUCGGCAGGAGCUGGCGGCGGCGCAGGGCGAGAUCCAACGGACGAAAGCGACGCUGGCGGCGGUGCAGAUGGAGAAGGAUCAGGCGGUGCGGGGAAUCAUGGAGCAUAAGGCAAAGCUCGAGGCAGACUUAAGAGCCGUCGAGCCUCUACGCGGGGAGUUGCAUCGUGCGCGUAUGGAGCUGCAGGCGCUGCAGGCGCGCGGGGGGGAGGCGGAGGCGGGGCGCGCGGAGAUGCAGCGGCAGAUGAGCGCGAUGGGGAGCGACAUGCAGCGCAUGCGGAGCGACCUGGAGGGCAUGCGGCAGGAACUGAUGCAGGCCAGGGAGGCGGUGGAGCGGGAGAGGCGGGCGGGCAUGGAGGCAGCAGAGCAGCGCGACAAGGCGGAGAGGACCCUCGAGGCCACCGCACGGGAGGUGGACAGGCUCAGGGUGACGCCCCUGGCGGUGUACGGCCUACCGGAGGACUACACAGAGCGCCAGCUGGUGGAGCUGUUCCGCACGUACGGCACCGUGGUGGCUGUGCAGGUGGCCCGCGAUGGCAACCGGGGGCUGGGCUAUGGCUACGUCCACUUGGACUCGCCCACGUCAGCGGACAUUGCCACUCUCUCCCAUCCGUUUCCAUCGAUGGCGGAAGCGGUAGUCAUUGCGCGGAUGCGGAAGAAAGAAGCGGAGGAGCAGGCAUCGCUGACUCGCUCGCGCAGUCUGCUGGAGGACAAGUUCGGCGCGUAUGAGCGAGCGAACCGUCAGAUGUGGGCUCGCUCCUCGUCCUUCGCCGAUAGUUCCGGCGCUUCUCCAGACGCAAACGACGCGAAAGUGUUGUCGCGAAGUCCUCUCGGCCAAUCACCGCUUUAUCCUCAUGCCGUAUCCAACUCGUCGCACGUUCACGGUAGGGAGGAAACGGAUGCGGAAGAAGAAGCAAACAGACGUGGGUUCGGGAGCUACACGGAAAACCACCUGGCAGAGCAGAGGGAAGCAGACGCUUCGAGACAAACAGGCGGACUUCAGCGGAAAGGCGACGGCAAUAAUCAGAUCGAGAAUAGCAGCGGGGGAGAGGGACGUGUGCGAGAUGGUGGAGGGAUCGGCGAGGAGUGUCUGAGAAAAGGUUGGCUCUGGGGCGAAUCGAGAGAAACCAAUAGGAAUGAAGGAGAUGGGUCCGAGGGCGGUGAGGACAUCGAUGGGAAGGAGAGGGGGUGCGAGGAUAAGGCGUACGGCGCUGGGAGAGGCGGUGAGGAGGUCGAGCCUGGGGCGCGCUUGUUGCCGCAGAUGGAUUCAAUACGGGAGGAUGGCGACGAUGAGGAUGUGAUCCUAGCGAACGAGCUGGAGGAGAUCGAUAAGGAGGUCGUGCAAGAGGUGUUCAAUCGAGUCAGCCUGCUGCGCGCGCAGGUGCAGCACUACCGCGCGCUGGGCGGGUUUGUGCUGCUGAUGGCGCUGUUCGUGGCAAUGGUGUAUCUGCAGGCCGACUCCUCCCGCACCUACCAAGUCACCGCCGCCCACUCCGUCCUCAUCCCCUCCAACUUUGCACCAGAUUCGUCCAAUCGGUUUGCAGGAAAGGCGGACUUUUACGCAUGGCUGAACAACAGCAUCAUCGAGAAGUUCUGGCAGGACCCACCCUGCGGGGACGGUCUCUGCGACCAGCCACUGGAGUUCCCGGCGUUUGGUUGGUUCGGCUGCCAGGCGGACUGCGGCACGUUCCCCAACCUGACGUCCGUGUCGAUCCAUUUCACGACGUCCUUCUCAUCAGCUGAAGCCCUGGCGUUGUCGUCGUGGAACCUGUGCAUGCAGAGCCCCAUCUCGCUGUGCUGGCACGCCCUCCCCCAGCCCUUCCCCGCGCUGCACGCCCAGUUCUCCCUUGCCCUCGACAUCCCCGACGGCCACUGGGCGCUCCUGAUUACUGCCCCGCUGGGUGGCGUGCAGGGCGUGCUGCAGGCGCAGAAGCCGGGGAUGGGGCAUCUGAGUGGGGACGUCACGAUGGGGUCGAGUAACAGUGUUACGCUGGCUAGCUGGGGCGGGUGCAUGGGAGGGGAGGGCUUCUCCGCGAGAGAUUCGAAUGCCACGCUGCUUCAAGAUGGAGGAGAUCAGUGCCGCCAGGCCUGUGAGUCCGUGGCAAUGUGUCUGAACACUGCGUGUGGGCGGGAGGUGGCAGCAAGGGAGGUGGCGGGCGCGUUUGUGGAUUGUGUGAAGAUCUGCCGAGCAGCGCCGGCUACGAUCAUGCCAUACGCCACCAUGUCGUGCCUUCAGAUCACUGCUGUCAAACCAUCCCUCUUCCCCAAUUCUCUCUGCACUGGAAUGGCUGCUGCACCUGCUGUAUAUGCCGCACAGGCAGCUGCUGUGAGUGCUGCACAGGCAGCUGCUGUGGGAGCGAAUGCAGUUGGGGCGCGUCAGGGCUGGAGCAGCAUCAGCAGAAGCAAUGGAGCCGUGGCCAGCACCAACGUCAGUGGCAACGGCACCAGUGCUGCCAUUGCGGAUUCCAGCUUCUUUCCCCCACCCGUCCUCCCUCCGGCUGCUGACAUGCAGCUGCCACACCUGGCAGAGGCGCCAAGGGCGUGGGAGCUGCUGGGGUCCACAGAGAGGCAGCGCCUGAGAGCGCUACAGGUGGCGGUGCCUGUGCUCGACCAGCCGCUGUGCCGGUUUGCGAAUUCGACGGGGCACCAGCUGCUGCGCGCACAGGAGCUGUUUGACCAUCUGCGAGACGUGCACCGCGGCGUCAACGACAAGGCGGUGUCAUCGCAGCAGCUGCGGCGCUUCAUAGACAUUCUGAUCGCCGCCCUGCAGUCCGUUACCACCAUGCCCCCCCAAGCAUCUGCCGACCUCUCCGCCUUCUUCCACCGCUUCGAGGACGCCAUCGUCAGCACCGACAUUGCCGGCUGUUCCCAAGGAGGCACGUGGCUGCAGUGGCGGGCGGGAGUGAAGCACAACACGACCAUCCAUGUGGGCGACAAGAUCACCUGGGUGUGGGAUGCCGACCUCCCGCACUCCCUCAGAAUCGCGGGUAUGGGCGACGCGCCCACGCCCUUCUUCCCGGGGUUUGGAGGGCACCGCCUGGCGGUGUCUCGCCUCUUCCCCUGCUCGCCCAUGACCAUGGGGGAGGACGACGACUACGAUGACCCCGUGCCCUGCGUGCUGCAGCUCCCAGGGGCCACAAACGCCACCUUCACGUACACCAAGGUCUUCACGCUCCCAGGCACUUACCACUAUGAGAGCGGUGGGCAGGACGCGGGCGAAGCGGCAUCCUCUGCUUCCUCUGCUGCCACUGCUGCCUCCACCACGGGUGCUCUCCUGCCGCCCGCCAUGUUUGGCAUGGUCACUGUUGUUGUGCCGCCGCCCGAGGCCCCAGUGUUUGCCAAGACCGCACUUGUGCCCCAAGUACCGCGAAUAACUCUUGAAUAUCUGAAGCAACACACGAUGAGCAUACAGGAACCCGCCAUGCUUGUGCAUGCCCUCUACUCCCCUCCCAGGCUACUCAUCGGCAUAUUCCUCUACCAGGAGCGCUGGGGAGUGAAGACAUGCAACCCAGACAAGCUGCUGCACCUGGCGGGGUGGUGCAGCAACGGCACGUCCAGGGAGCCCUUUGGAGUGAACCCGCACUUCCUGCCCACCUCGGCCAUCUAUGACCCGGAGGGGUGGGAGGGCUACCCGCUGGUGUUUGACAUCAACCUGGACCACCGCGGGGCGGAGAACCGCCUGCAGUACCUGGUGGACGGGCUGUUCAUUGACAACGCCACUCGCAAGCUGGAGGUUUCCUUCAUCACCCACAACGGCGAGAGCAGCAUGUUUGUCCUCACACGUGUCACAGCCGUCGUCGACACGGGUGGCGGCUUCGUCACCUCCUUCUCCUCGCUCUCCGUGCCCACCGACAUGUACUCACAGUCCCUCACCUCGGUCUUCCUGCUGCUGCUGCAAGCGGUGUACGUGGCGGCGCUGCUGUGGAACGGGGUGGAGGAGGCGGUGGAGCUGCGGGGGCGAGUGAGGAGAGAGGGCUCUGUUCUCAGCUACUUGCGCUCCGGCUGGAACUGGAUCGACAUGGCCUCGCUGCUCCUGCAGUGGCUCGCUCUCAUCACCUGGGUCGUGCUCUGGCGGGCUGUGGCUACUAAUGACAUGGACCCAAGAUACGAUGUGUAUGAGUCGCUACUGGAGGUGCCCCGGUACUGGCAGGUGGCAGGGAGUGGAGAGGGGUUCAAGGCGGCCAUGCACGAGUAUGAGGACCUCCAGGCGCUCAUCAACUGGCGCUCCUUCUACUUCGCCCUGCAGGGCGUCAACCUCUUCCUCCUCAUGGUGCGCCUGCUCAAGCUGAUGGACUUCCAGCCCUAUCUGGGCGUCAUCACGCGCUCCCUCGCCCUCGCCAUGCCAUCACUCCUUCACUUCUUCCUGCUCACAUUCAUCGUCUUCUUCUGCUUCGCUCUCUACGGCUACCUCGUCUUUGGCGGAAAGAUGGAGCAGUUUGCGACGCUGCCCGACGCGUUGUUCACGUGUUUCCUGAUCAUCCUGAACGAGAAUGCGACGGCCUACUUCUUUGCACACAUGCACGGGUGGGAUCUGGUGGCUGGCAUGCUCUUCUUCAUCGCCUUCAUUCUCCUCCUCGUCUUCAUCCUCUUCAACUUCCUCAUCGCCAUCAUCGUCGACGCCUUCAUGACCAUCAAGGACUCGCAUGUGGUGGCGACAUCCAUAACGCACGACAUCGGCACCAUCCUGCGCUACCUCAUCAACCGCGCGCUGGGGCGCUUCUCCCCGUACAGCGACAUCAUGGCUCGCCUGGAGCAGCUGGGUGCGCGCAACAAGCAGCAGGACGAGGCGCACAAGCGCAUGCAGCGCUACCAGUCCUUCAAGCGCCGCGCCAAGUCGUGCCUCACCGGGAAGGUCUGUGGGGCGAGUGCGGCGGAGGUGGAAAGAGCCAAGACGAUGACGGCGGGUGGGGCCGGGGCGGUAGUGGCGCCGCAGAGGGUGCUGCAGGUGAAGGGGCAGAGCAUUGAUGACAUCUCCCUCGCCAUGAUCCUGCAGCGCCGCCACGCCAGGGAGGUGUGUUGUGCGUUCGUCCUCUUCGGCACACCUUGGUUUCGUUUUACCUACUCCAUGUUUUUUUUUUUUUUCGUCGACUCGAACGCCAACACAGCGACUCACUCACGCCCUCCCAUUGCCCCUCUCCCCAUUCAUCGGACCCACACACAGGAUCCGUCAGCUUCACUCCCCUCCCCGUCCUCCGCAUCCGUGUUGCAAAUCUCGCCCGAGUCAGAGCAGCUGUCGCAUGUGCUGCUGCGGCAGUUCGGGGACCACGUGGUGCGGGACUACAGCCGCCCGCAGCACAAGCCCAAGCACGGGCUGCCACAGGUGCAGGAGGAGCUGGGGAAGGUGAAGGAAGCCAUGGACGAGCUUAAAGCCAUGGUGCUCGCCCUGCACUCCGCUGUCGCUGCAGGGGCGGGCGGAGCGGGGGUAGGGUUUGGAGGGGAGGGUAUGCUGCCUGCUGCUGCCACUGGUGUGGAUGGCGGUGCGGCUGGGGGAGCAGCGGGGCAUUAUCCGUUGUUUUCUGCGUCUUCCUCGGCAGCAGCAGCACUGGCUCGCUCUUCUUUCAGCACCACCUCCUCCUUCUCCUCUGCCCAAGGCUGCUUCCUCUCCCCCAACUCCCUCGGCACGCCCCUCGGCACCUCUCCGGCCCGAGACCCCUUCUCCCCUGCCGCCUCCUCGCUCGCUGCCGCCAGCCCCUUCAUCCGUAACCCAUUCGCUGCUGGUAACCAGCUCGCCGCCAGCCACCCGUUCGCGGCCAACAACCCAUUUGCCGGGGGUAACCCAUUUGGCACAGGCGGUCCCCAACACCGCUCGCUGGUGCUGCAGCGGGGGGCAGCGAGGAGGGCAGGGAGUGCCGGGCGGGCGGGGCUGAGAGGGAGCAUGGGUCCCAGUAACCUGGGGCGUGGGAACCAGGCAAGCAGGCAGGGGAACGGGCCGGUGCUUUCGCGUGUGGAGACCACCCCACUGCCCCACCGGCAGAGAUCAGACGACGCUGCUUCAGCUCGUCAUGGCGGCUCCGGCAUUGAUUCUCAUGCUGAUAGCUCGCAGCAGCCGACUGAUGAGAGUGCGGCUUUCGUUCAUGCAGAUACCAUGCCUAUGCCCCAAACCCGCACCUCUUCGUUCCCCUAUCCUGAACCCGAGCCUCGUGACGCACAGGCAGGUUCGGCGCAGGCUCGUGGGAGCAGUGAUGGUGAGAGCGCUGAUGGGGAUGGCAAGGGGAGUGGGAGCGGUGAGGAACAGAGCGAGGAGCUGUCGCCGCUGACACGAGCCGCCCGGCGCGUAUCAUUGUCAGAGAUGGAGGAGGGUGGAGGGAGGAUGAGGAAGAGAGGUGGAGAGAGUAGCAACGGGAGGGGCGCGAGUGGCGCUGGUGGAAGUGGGUCUGUGCGGAAGAGUGUGGGGUUCCGGGAGGUGGCGGCGAUGCUAUGUUACCUUGAUGAGAGCACCGAGCCAGUCCGGUCACCUAGUGCUGAUGUUGCCUUCAGAUUACCAGCUGCUGGUUACAAAAUGAACAGUAUGUGCUCGGACCUAUGGACCAGGGAGGGCGGUCAUCCUUACAUUUGUGGUCCAGACAUCAUGGAGCCGUUCAGCAUUGUGAGUUUGCUGGACGAUAACUUCGAGGCGUACGAGGCGGCCAACUACUGCAUGUGGGUUCGUUCCAAAUCCGACAAUCCACCCAGCCGCAAGGCUUCGGGAUCUCGCAGCCGCAAGCAAUUCAACCUAGAUUUCCUCAGUAGCUACGGCAGGUUCACGCCGCAAAAUCCGGAGCUCAUGGCACGUCUCACGAGAAGCUCGUCGGCCAAUCCGUCCGUUCCCGUCAACGAAGACCAGGGAGGGCAAGGUGACGGCGGCGAUGAGGUUUACGGGGGGAUUUGCGCGGAGGGCGGAGCGGAGAGGUUGGCGGAGGAAGGGAGAGCUGGCGGAGAGGGUUCUGGGACUGAGGGAGCGCGGGAUAGCAGCAGCGACAGCAGUCACGAGAGCGCGGCGGAUGACGAGAAGGGGCUGCGCGCCUUCCUGCGGCAUUGCCGCCAGCGGGUCAGGCGUGCAAGCAACACGACCGCCGACGAGAGCAGCGCCGUUGGCGAGGAAGGCGAAGAGGGAAAGGCGACCGCUGCGAGGGGUCCGCUGAAGCGGAGCUUGACGGAGGAUGCGACGGGGGAGAUGAUGGCGCGGAGCAGCAUGGGCAAGGGCUCGUUGCAGGGCUUCACGAGGGGGGCGAGCUUGUCGCGGUCGGCGAGCGACGUGCUGCAGGAAGCGGAGAUGGACGAGAUGGACAGAGAGGUGCUGCAAGAGGCGUUCGCGCGAGUGAUGAAGCUGCAGCAGCGCGUGCAGCACUACCGCGACCUGGGCGGGUUCGUGGUGCUCAUGGCGCUCUUCAUCACCAUCCUCUACCUCCAGGCCGACUCCUCCCGCAGCUACCAGAUCACCGCCGCGCACGCAGUGCUCUUCCCCCCCGGCAUGAGUCAGGACUCCUCCAACACCUUCAACGGUCCAGAUGACUUCUACAAUUGGCUCAACACCUCCAUCGUGCAGAGUCUGUGGACGGACCCCAAGUGUGGCACAGGCGAGUGCGAACGCCCCUUCCAGUUCCCCGCGUUUGGCCGCUUUGGCUGCGAGGCGGACUGCGGCACGUUCCCCAACCUCACCUCCAUCGUUGUCAGAUUCUCCUCCCACCUUGACACGCAACAGGCUGCGGACGAAUCUUCCUGGAACCUCUGCAUGGUUAACCCCAUCUCCCUCUGCUGGUACGAGUCAUUCCAGCCAUUCCCGCGUGGUGAUGCGGAGGUAUCGGUAGCGGUGGACAUUCCGGACGGCGACUGGGUGGUGGUGCUCAACGCGCCCGCGGGGGGCAUCCGCGGCACCGUGCACGCGCCCCCUCCCGGCACGCGCCGCUUCUCCGUCGUCGGCGCCGCCUCCACCGUUGAGCUCGCUGCCUGGGGCUACUGCGCACACGAUGAUGACGUGGAUGCAGCCAAUCAGGCGCAGCCCAGUGGCGGCGCUGGCGAUUCUCCGCGUGAUGUCUGUCGUGAUGUAUGGUUUUGCUUGCGCAAUUUGCCUGCCUCCGUUGUGGAGCGCGAUCAG
Messenger RNA from Closterium sp. Yama58-4, 8349 nucleotides. Lineage: Eukaryota; Viridiplantae; Streptophyta; Zygnematophyceae; Desmidiales; Closteriaceae. The record is from the annotation of a GenBank genome assembly.